GUGCACCACGCGUGUUGGUACAUUGCCCGCGAAUUUCUCACCAUCGCACGGCGAACAACUUGUACAUCAAUUGCCACCCUCUCUCGUUGUGUCUGGAUGCCGCACAUGGCGAAACGGGAUGGCAAAAAUGCCCAACGACAACGUCAACAACAGCAUCGUCAUUGUGCCAAGGGCAGUAAGCUGCUGAACAUCGUUGAUGCACACGAUAUCGCGUACUGGAGCCAGUGGCGUCUAGCCAUACACGGGGUUUGCGCCCGAUUUGAAGCAGCGGCACAGGUCGAAGCGGAUGCAUGGUCUCGAGAACGACUGGAUCAUGUCAGCAUCUCAAGGCAGCAGGCGUUGAGCAGCGAAGUGAGACAUCUCGAGACGCAGCUCGGCAAACACACGAGCAUGAAUGCCAAGCUCGAGGCGGCGUUGUGCGAAAACGCGGGCGCACUGGCCACGGCAGAGUCAGCAAGGAUAGCGGCAGCAGCUACUGUCAGCCGAUUGCAGGCCCAGAUAUCCUACGACCAAGAGACAGCGAAGGCCUCGGCCAGAGAUCUGGAAGAGAAGAUAUCCCUUUCCACCAUCGCAUACCAAGGCCUAGAAGAAUCGCUCCAGCAGGUACAGGAGGCCAAGCGCCAAGCUGAAGCAAAGUGUGAGGGGUUGUUGCGAGAGUCGGCUAGAACAGACGAGGAAUUGAGAGAGGCAAGACUGGCGAUUUCCAGAGCGCUUGAGGAAGCGCGAGCAGAGAAGGAGAGGAGAGAGGCGCUACAGUCUGAUCUGACGGCCCUUCGUGAGAAGUACAGCGCUCUGAAGAGACGUUUCGUCGACGCGGGAAGAAAAGUUGAAGCCGUGCGUGGCGAACGAGAUGCCUUGCGGCAAGAGCGUGCAACGCUACAAGACAAGCUGGCGGACGUGGAAAAGUUCCAGAGCUCAAACCGAGGGCAGGCGUUGGAUCGAAUGGAGCAGGACCUUGCCUCCGAACGGAUGCAAAGGGUAGAGCUAGAGGCGGACAGAGACGACCUCCAGUCACAGUUGGCAGCCGCUCUUCAGGCAGCAGCGCGUUCGUGGCCGUCAUGAACAUCUGCUGUCAGCACUCUGGCUGUUUUGGCAGCCACGAUCCACGAGGUCCAAGCCAGAUCCUUUUGACAUGUAAAUCCUGAGAGCUUGAUGGGGGCGCACGCGGCUGUACGCUUGGUAGUAG
This is a messenger RNA of Ectocarpus siliculosus, 1186 nucleotides long. The record is from the annotation of a GenBank genome assembly. Lineage: Eukaryota; Phaeophyceae; Ectocarpales; Ectocarpaceae.